AAUGAAUCAAUAAUUCUUUGGUAAUUCAAGAUUAGCAAUACAAAGAGCAUAAUAACUUCACUAAUUCUUCACUUAAUCAGUGAUAUAUGAUCAAUUCAAAUAUACAGCUAAAAUGCCAUAAUAUCCUAAAAUUGUAUUUUUACAAUCAAAUCAAUUUUUCAGAAAUCUUGUUGAAAAGUAAUUUAAUUAUUAGAUAAUAGAUAAUUCCUUUAAUAUUCAAUAAUUGAUGCUUAAAAAUCAAGUGGAGAAGUAAAAUUUAUAUUUAUCCAAAAGGACGGGUUAGCUAGAUUAGCAGAAUAAGUAUAAUUAUAAUCUACAUAAACAAAUGGUGCUUUAUUAUUUGGAUUCCCAAAUACAACAGUUGAAGCAGAAAGGUACUUGAAAAAAGAAUAAAAAAUAAUUUUAGACUUGAUCGAUUAUUAGAUGGAGUUAAUUUAGCUGUUAGAUUUAGAUUAUCUGAAUCAUUAAUUAAGAAAAUAGCAGGAUCUUUUCUUUCAUGUUAAUCUUGUGGUAAAGUUUUCAAUACUAGUUUACCAUUCAUUACUCCUACUCAUCCAGGAUACUAAAAUAAUGUAUAUAUUUAAAAUAGAUUUUAUUUUAGUGUUAAACACCAAGUAAAUGUGCUUUAGAAUCAAGUUAAGCUCCAAUUGAUUAAGUCAAUUCUGAAAUUAUUGAAUACUAUCAAAAGAAAGUAAAAAAUAGAUUAAUAAUUUAUAGGGUGCUUAUCUUGAAUAUGAAAUUAAUGAAGAUCAUUUAUAGUAUGAUUCAUAAGAAUUCUUUGAAAAAUUAGAUAAUGCUGUUGCAUCACAUAUUAAAGUUUGA
Paramecium pentaurelia is the source of this 822-nucleotide messenger RNA. Lineage: Eukaryota; Ciliophora; Oligohymenophorea; Peniculida; Parameciidae. The record is from the annotation of a GenBank genome assembly.